UCUUUUGGUAUGCGUAAAAUCUCUGCUGAGUGGAGUUUCCUUAUAUUUCUUUGGUAUGUCGCAAAUACUGAGCCAUUGCGAACUUUGGGAGAUAGAUUCGAUGUAUCUAUAUCUUCAAUUUUUUGUGUAAUACGUCGUGUUGUGGAAUGGCUAUUGUCAAGACUGGACGAAGAAAUAAAGUGGCCAGAUGGAAAUGACGCCAUCCUUGUAACAUCGCAAAAAUUCGAGACAAAACGAGAUGCAGAUAUGAAGUUCACGAACAUUUACUGUGGAGAGCCGGGUUCGCUGCAUGAUGCCCGUGUUUUAAGAAGGUCAUUACUUUAUGAUACUGCUCAAAAUAACAUGGAAACUAUUUUCCCUAAUAAAACGUGUAUAAUAGGAGAUUCAGCCUACCCAUUGCUACCGUGGCUCGUACCACCAUUCAGAGAUAACGGUCAUUUAACAGCACAACAGUCUGAAUUCAAUUUCUUGCACUCUUCGACACGGAUGGCAGUAGAGAGAGCGUUUGGCUACUUGAAAGGACGUUUCCGUCGUUUAAAAUUUUUAGAAUUACUUGAUAUUCAAUUCAUCCCAAAAUUAAUAACAGCCGUUUGUAUUAUGCAUAACAUUGCUAUAAAAGAAUAUGAUGAGAACGAAUUCUUUGCUGAUGACAUUAAUGACUUUCUUGUAGAUAAUGCCGCGGACGAAAAUUACGAAAUUAAUAAUUUACAUGUUAAUAGAAAUAGGAACGAAAUGAUAGAUCGAAGAAUACAGAUGUUUCGCGAGCUUUUUCCAGAAUAGUUAAAAGUUUUGCGUAUAUUAUAAUUUUUCUGUUUACUUAACUUGAAAUAAGACUAAGAAAAAAUACAAAUUUGUAUACUUUGAUAAA
Molecule: messenger RNA, 868 nt
Organism: Temnothorax curvispinosus
Lineage: Eukaryota; Metazoa; Arthropoda; Insecta; Hymenoptera; Formicidae
Product: protein ALP1-like
Exons: 2
Coding region: 10-780 (256 amino acids)
Source: RefSeq, a predicted model, not a curated record